AUUAAUGGGAGCCUGUGGAGGAAAACAACACAAUAAUAAUAAGCAGAUCCAAGAUAAUCUAAUCUAUGAGCCAUCUUUGCCUGCUGAUAAAUAGACUCCAAUAGAAAAGCUAAGUUACAUCCUAAGUAAUCCAAUUAUACAGUAUCUUUAAACUAAAAGGUAUAUUAAGAUUUUAUUUAGAUAAAACUAUGAUACUCUGAUAAAUAAAUUAGUUUUAUAGAUGAAUAUAUAAAAAAGUGAAUAUUUAUCUUAUAUUGAACUAUUAAUUGGUCAUUUUCAAAAAAUUCAAGCUUAAUCAAAUCCUGUCAAAGACCUUAUUUAGUUAGCUAUCUCUUUUAUGAAUUAGGAUUUCCUAUAAUUCAUGAAAUUAGAAUCAUUUUUUUGCGAUUCCGAUUUGCAACUCCAACUGAAAACUUUGAAAUUUUUAAUUGACUUAUACUUGAUUUUAAAUAUAAUAAAGCAGCAAGAGGAAAAAGAUUCUUGGUUUGAUGAUUAUGUAAAAAUUUAUGAAGAACACAAUCAUCAAAUUUCCUAAUAAAAUGAUCAAACUAAUACCUCAAUAAAAUUGCUAAAACAUAUUUUAAAAUCAUUCAUUGAAAAUCUUCAGAAAGCAACCAUUAAAAUAAUUUAGCAGUAAAAACAAUAGUAAAAUAACGCAAUUAUUAUUUUAGACACCUUGUAAAAUUAAGUAGUAUAAAAGAUGAUGUAAUAUCUAAGAGUACCAUAUAGAGUGAAAUAAAUGCUAUUCAUCAGGCAAAGCAAUAAAAUUAAAAAUACAAAACUCCAAUUGAAAAAUGA
Molecule: messenger RNA, 798 nt
Organism: Paramecium octaurelia
Lineage: Eukaryota; Ciliophora; Oligohymenophorea; Peniculida; Parameciidae
Source: the annotation of a GenBank genome assembly